AUGCCCCAAGGCUCAGCGCAUCACGAACACGCCACCAAUGUGAAUACCAAUCCUGGUACUACUACGAGAAUGUCCACAACACCGGCACCCCAACACAUUGUUGACAAGGUCAACGAAAAACAAAUGGAAUUACGACAACUGGAGCAGAUCGCCAAUCACAGCGAGCAAGUGGCUAAACAGUUGGAGUCUUUAUCAAAGCACUUUAAAAGCCUAUCGAAUAAUGCAAAAAAGGUCGACAAGGCAUUCACCAACUGGCAUACAGUAUUUCGUACCAUGGGGAUGCUUACCGACGACACGCUCAACAAAGGUCAUCCAACUAUUGUCAAGUUACCUAUCCAUGAUGGCGAAGAUGACAAGAAACAACAAUAA
This is a messenger RNA of Lichtheimia ornata, 369 nucleotides long. RefSeq lists its product as uncharacterized. The record is from RefSeq and is a predicted model, not a curated record. The transcript has 2 exons. Gene Ontology annotation, biological process: mitotic cell cycle; attachment of spindle microtubules to kinetochore. Lineage: Eukaryota; Fungi; Mucoromycota; Mucoromycetes; Mucorales; Lichtheimiaceae. Gene Ontology annotation, cellular component: mitotic spindle; mitotic spindle pole body; mitotic spindle midzone. Bases 1 to 369 code for a protein of 122 amino acids.